AAUUGACGGUCAAAUCCAAUUACAUAACGGCCAAAAAUCAAAUGCUUCUUUCCUUUUUCUCAAGCAAACCUUGGUUUUGAAUCGAUUCUCUCUUCUGUCUAUUCUCUCUCAACACUCAUAAUUCAUUCAAAAAGUCAGUUCCUUUCCUUUUCACUAGCUUUCAAAAUCAAAACCCUACCAGUUUCUUUUGCUUUUUUUUUAUCAAUGGUUGGGGAUUGUGAUGAUGAUCAAUGGAUUGACCCACUGCUCAUAACCGACGCCUCUUUGCAGCAGCAAGUCUCGCAGUACCCACUCAGCUUCACUGCUUCUGCAAUGGCAGAUCCACUCGAUGUUAAUUCGAACAUCAAAGAGGAUGUUUCUUGUGAAGAUCAAAGCUUGGAAACAAUUAGCAGUCAGAAUUUCAAUGACCCACUUGCAGAUGGUGUUUUUGAUGGUCGGUCAAUUUUGGGAUUUUCUCUGACAUCUCCAGAUUUGGUUAUCUGCACUGGUUCGCCAGACAUCCCCAUAAAAAGCCACGGAAAUUCCCUUACUUUCUUGAAGAAUGAGUUUCAGAAGAAUGCGGAAUCCUCCAUUAAUAUAUCCUUAGAGAAAGGCAUCAAUGGGUUAGAAAUUCAAGGUGCCCAUGAGACCCCACCUGGAAAGACUUCAACAUUGUGGCAAACCCCGAAUGAAGAUGUGUUUCUUGAAGCUUCAUUUGAGCUUCCUCCACCACCAAUGACCCAAGAAAAUUUGCUCAAAGAUCUUCCGUCUGCUAUAAGCAUCAAUGACGAUUGCAUGGACAGCCCUGAGGUUCCGAGUGGAGAAACCUUUGAUGUCAUAAAAAAUGAUUCUCCCCCAAGCUUAGGAGAAGAUGACUCUCUUAAACUUAUGGAGUUGCCUCAAAAGACUGAAUUUGGAUCACUGAAAGGUAGUGAUGAGUGUGAGGUGGAAGGAGAAUUUCAGAAGUUGCAAAAAGAAUAUGAGUUCCAAAAGAAGGAACUGACAGAAACAAGGAGAGCUUUAGAGGAGCUUAAGAGGGAGAACAAACUCAAGACUAGAGAAUGUCAAGAAGCUUGGAAGUCUUUGCAGGAGCUCCAGAAUGAGCUCAUGCGAAAAUCAAUGCACGUUGGGUCUUUGGCUUUUGCCAUUGAGGGACAAGUGAAAGAGAAGAGCAAAUGGUUCUCGUCCUUGAGGGGCUUGAAAAGAAAGUUGAAGGUUUUGAAAUUAGAACACAUUAAUCUGUCCCAAGAGGUUUCAUCAUAUAAGAAGUGCCUUGCAGAUAUGAAUGAAAUGAGCUCUACCAUUCAGUCUACAAUGAAACAGCAAACAGAUUCCUAUGAACAUCUUAAGGUCAAAUUUAUUGAAGGGGUUAAGGAACAGAAGGAACUUUACAAUAAGGUUUUAGAGUUGAAAGGAAACAUAAGGGUGUUUUGCCGAUGUAGGCCACUAAACGGUGAAGAAAUUGCAGCUGGAGCUUCAAUGGCAAUUGACUUUGAAUCUGCUAAGGACGGCGAGCUUACAGUAAAAUCAAAUGGGGCACCCAAGAAAACCUUCAAGUUUGAUGCUGUUUUUGGUCCCCUGGCAAACCAAGCUGAUGUUUUUGAAGACACUGCACCAUUUGCAGCCUCAGUUCUAGAUGGGUACAAUGUCUGUAUAUUUGCUUAUGGGCAGACUGGAACAGGGAAGACUUUCACAAUGGAGGGCACUGAUGAAGCUCGUGGAGUUAACUUUAGGACUCUUGAAGAGCUGUUUCACAUUAUCAAGGAGCGGCAGCAGCAAUUCCGAUAUGAUAUAUCUGUUAGUGUCCUAGAAGUUUAUAAUGAGCAAAUACGAGAUUUGCUAGUUACAGGAACUCAGCCUGGAGUUGUCACAAGGAGGCUUGAAAUAAGGCAAGUGGGUGAAGGAAUACAUCAUGUGCCUGGACUGGUUGAAGCACAUGUGAACAACACGAGCGAGGUCUGGGAAGUUCUACAAACUGGCAGUAAUGCAAGGGCUGUCAGUUCAACUAAUGCUAAUGAGCACAGUAGCCGAUCCCACUGCAUACACUGUGUGAUGGUGAAAGGAGAGAAUUUGCUGAAUGGAGAAUGCACAAGAAGCAAGCUAUGGCUUGUUGACCUAGCAGGAAGUGAGAGAGUAGCCAAGACUGAAGUACAAGGAGAAAGGCUCAAGGAAACCCAAAACAUUAACCGUUCUCUUUCAGCUCUUGGAGAUGUCAUUUCUUCACUUGCAACUAAAAGUCCACACAUCCCCUUCAGGAACUCCAAGCUGACCCACUUACUUCAAGACUCUCUAGGAGGAGACUCCAAGACGCUCAUGUUUGUACAGAUCAGUCCUAAUGAGAAUGACUUGAGUGAGACUCUUUGCUCCCUCAAUUUUGCAAGUAGAGUGAAAGGAAUAGAGUUAGGUCCUGCAAAGAAGCAAUUGGACAGUUCUGAACUCAUAAGAUACAAACAACUGGUUGAUAAAACAAAGCUAGAUGUAAAGAGCAAAGAUGUGCAAAUUAAGAAGAUGGAGGAAACAAUCCAUGGUUUAGACCUAAAAGUGAAAGAAAGAGACCUUAAAAACAAAAACCUACAAGACAAGGUAAAAGAAUUGGAAUCGCAGCUUCUAGUAGAGAGAAAACUGGCACGACAGCAUGUGGACACCAAAAUAGCUGAGCAGCUGUUACUGCAGCAACAACUGAAACAACAGCAGCAGCAGCAGGAGGAGCAAACUGCUGCACCCAUGAGGCCACCACUUGCAAGCCGGCCUUUGGGAAGUUACAAGAAUGUGGAAGAAACAAAUAACUCAAUGUGCAAAGAUCCAGUAAAUCUCACUACUAAACCUCUUAGUGAGAACUGCAACAGCCACAAACCUCCCAUGCCCCUUCCACCUACAGAUGGCUUUGUCAAGUACAUUGAUCCCAUGGAAAAAGAAAACAAUCCUGAGGUGGCUGAACAACUACCAAUCCCAAAGAGGACAGGAAGAGCCUCUAUCUGCACAACAGCAAGGAGGAUUCCAGUAGCUCCUGCUCCACGACGCAACUCUCUAAUCCCACUCCCCAGUGCACCAAGCUCCGCACGGUCUCCACCAUCAUUUUUACCACUGCCACCUAUUGAAUCCGAUAAUAAAGAAGAUACAGAUGGUCAAGAAGCUAACUGCCUGCCUGAACAAACUGCUUGGAGUAGUCCCAAAGGACUCAAGGCUAGUGAGGGUAAGAAGCUAGGCAGCAUACUGAGACGAAGCCUUCAAAGAAAGAUUCACAUGAAGUCCCCAAUGCAGCAAAUGAGAAAAGGUGGUAUAAAUGUAGGGAUGGAGAAGGUUAGAGUCUCCAUUGGAAGCCGAGGAAGAAUGACAUAUAGAGGGAUGCUCAGCAAUGCUAGAAGAGGGGGAACAAUGCAGCAAAAGCAGAGCCAGAAGGACAAGGAAAGGGGGUGGAAUAUAGGAACAGCAGGGAGAACUGGCAUAUAAAAGCCGAAAAAUUUUCAUGCAGGACUGGUAUUUAGGAGUUUCUUCCCAUCACAUGCAUGGGGGGAUCAAUAGAGAAACUAGGCUGUGUGUGGAUUUGUUUGUUAAGAUGACAGUAGUCAUCUGUUUAAAUUAUUCCAAGUGUUGGUUUCUUUUUGUAUAUAGAAUUCACUACAUUUGGUGGCAUUA
Messenger RNA from Vitis vinifera (wine grape), 3615 nucleotides. RefSeq names its product kinesin-like protein KIN-14Q. Bases 205 to 3429 code for a protein of 1074 amino acids. The transcript is spliced from 17 exons. The record is from RefSeq and is a predicted model, not a curated record. Gene Ontology annotation, molecular function: microtubule binding; ATP binding; microtubule motor activity. Gene Ontology annotation, biological process: microtubule-based movement. Lineage: Eukaryota; Viridiplantae; Streptophyta; Magnoliopsida; Vitales; Vitaceae.